GUGAGGCCCUUGGCGGCGGUAGAGAUGCUAUGGGCAAUGUCAAAGGCUUGGGAAAAACCAAUCUCACGACAGGUGGAGCUUUAGAGGAUAAGGGUGAUGCAUCGGGUCGCUUGGGUAGCUCCUCAGGCUACUUUGGUGGCACCUUGGAUCACGCAUUCGUGGGUGACUCAAGCCUCAGUGUAGGCUGGCUAGGUGCAGGCAUUGCUGGUGUAAUUGAUGGAGGGGAGACCGCAGACAUGGAUAUGGGUGGUGAUGAAGGUAGAAGAUGCACAGGUGGCACCCUUCGUGCAAAAGGCGACGCCAAUGUCGACCUAGGCAGCGCCACUUCAGCGAUUGAGGCAGGCCUGUAUAGCGGUCCAGAGCAGGCAGUGGGCGAUGCCGAAGCCUAG
This is a messenger RNA of Ilex paraguariensis (yerba mate), 389 nucleotides long. NCBI's taxonomy places the organism in Eukaryota, Viridiplantae, Streptophyta, Magnoliopsida, Aquifoliales, Aquifoliaceae. The record is from the annotation of a GenBank genome assembly.